AUGGCACUGCAUUUGGGGUUCUUUCUGAUUUGGGCUGGUGCGUCUGUGUUUCUACAGCUGGUCCCUGUGAAUGGAGAUGAGAACAACGGUGUUUCUACUGAACAUACCGGAGACAAUGCCAAAGAAGCGAACAAUGUCUUCCUUCCUUCAGAUGAAAAAUGUGUUUUCCCAUUCAUCUAUGGAAACAAAAAGCAUUUCGACUGCACAUUCCAGGGUUCCAUAUUCCCGUGGUGUUCCCUCGAUGCAGACUACAAAGGAAGAUGGAAAUACUGCACUAAUAAAGACUAUGCCAAGUGUGUCUUUCCCUUUAUCUUUGGAGGCAAGAAAUAUGAGACUUGCACAAAAGUUGGAAGUCUUUUGGGGUCUUGGUGCUCACUCUCUCCAAACUAUGACCAGGAUAGAGCUUGGAAGUAUUGCCAGUCAUAA
This is a messenger RNA of Dama dama (fallow deer), 426 nucleotides long. Its product is annotated as seminal plasma protein PDC-109-like. Gene Ontology annotation, biological process: sperm capacitation. Gene Ontology annotation, cellular component: cell surface. Gene Ontology annotation, molecular function: heparin binding. Lineage: Eukaryota; Metazoa; Chordata; Mammalia; Artiodactyla; Cervidae. The record is from RefSeq and is a predicted model, not a curated record. The transcript is spliced from 4 exons. Bases 1 to 426 code for a protein of 141 amino acids.